Messenger RNA from Vicugna pacos (alpaca), 1919 nucleotides. The record is from RefSeq and is a predicted model, not a curated record. NCBI's taxonomy places the organism in Eukaryota, Metazoa, Chordata, Mammalia, Artiodactyla, Camelidae.
ACACUGUGUUAGAGAACGUGAAAAUGAUUUCAUUUUGGAUAGCUCACUUAUGAUCCACAAAGGGUGUUGUGGUAUUGGUUUUGAUAAAACUUCACAACCAAUAGGAAUCUUUUUUGAGUUAGUGUGGACCGGCCUUAAUACUGGAAAUAAUCCUGUUGGCCAGGACCCCAGAGCUGCACAGAUGAGAAAAGGAUGCAGGAAAUUCUGUUGUUUACACAUGUGCCUGUAACACUGAGCCGCUGGAGCAGCCCAGCAAGCCCAGAGGGUACCUAUGUACUCUGAAAUACUUACUAGCCAACAGCACAAUCACACAAAAAAUUGCUAUGGUUUAAGUAAGAAAGGGCAUGAGAAGAUAAAUAUGAAUUUAGAUUCCAUUCAUCGGUUAAUUGAGGAGACACAGAUCUUCCAGAUGCAGCCGACAUCAGUUAAACCAGUUUGUGACCUGGCAGCGCCUGCCUCGUCCCCCAGGGACACCUGUAGCUCCUGUUUGCCACUCUAUGGGCUGCAAUCGCAUCACGGUCACAAGUUCUGUGCUCGCUGGUGCAGCACCAGCGACUGGGAUCUCUGUGAAGAGCUCCGCCUGCGGGAACUGGAGGAGGUCAAGGCCAGAGCGGCUCAGAUGGAGAAGACCAUGCGGUGGUGGUCAGACUGCACUGCCAACUGGAGAGAAAAGUGGAGUAAAGUUCGAGCUGAAAGGAACAGCGCCAGAGAGGAAGGAAGACAACUCAGAAUGAAAUUAGAGUUGGCCAUGAAGGAACUGAGUGCCCUGAAAAAGCAGCAAAGUCCGUCACAUCAAAAGGAGGAGUUGGAAACGAGGGUUUCCCAGGAUCCGAAGCUUGCUAGUUUCAUAGACGUGGCGUAUGCACAGAGAAACCCAUUUCAAAUUGGUCCCAAAAUGUGUGAGUCCAUCAGAGAGUGUUUGGGAAAGAGAGAAUUUCCUACAAAGGAGAACACAAAUAGUAAGGAAGAAGUUUCAGUUAUUGACCCACUAAGAUUAAAUGAGAUGAAACUCAAUCUAGAUUGUCCUGAUUUAUUCAAGAAUGGUGGUUCUGAAAAUUGUGCAAUGAGACCUGGAUUAAGACUGCAAGCAAUAAAUCUGCCUCUGGAGAAUAGAGUGUCUGAAAUUUCGGCUUUGCAGGUGCACUUGGAUGAGUUCCAACAAAUCUUAUGGAAAGAAAGAGAGAUGCGCUUAUCUUUGGAAAAAGAAAUCGAGCGCCUGGAGUCGGCUUUGUCUGUGUGGAAAUGGAAGUAUGAAGAACUGAAAGAAUUAAGGACAACAGACGUGAAAGAGUUUAACGUUCUUCAUGGUCAACAUAAAGAUGAAAUGGAAGAAAUAUCAGGAGAUAUAAAGGAAGGAUCUAAAUCUCAAAACACCAAGGACAGAGUGAUCUAUGAGUUAAGAGCAGAGCUGGGGAGAUUGCAGGCUGCGAAUACAUCAGAGUCGGACAAGAGGGAAACACUCGAAGCAGAAAGACGAGGACUGGAGAGAGAAAAUAGAAGACUAAAGGUCCAGGUGAAAGAAAUGGAAGAGCUCCUGGACAGAAAAAAUAGAUUAAGCGCAAACUCUCAAGGUCCUGAUUUCAAGACAUCACAAAUUGAACUGCAGGAGAAAAACAAGGAACUGUUGGACCUUCAACACGCCUACCAUGAGCUAAGCAGACAGCACCAGGCUAAGACAGCAGACCUGGCCCAUGCACACCACCUCAUGGGGCAAAGUGAGGCCGAAGUCAGGAAACUGAGACUUCGCGUGGAAGAACUGAAACAGGGGCUCCACCAAACAGAAGACAAGCUUCAUGAGUUCCUGAGUCAGAUUCAUAAGCUCCAGAGAUCUUUAGAUGAACAGAAAGAAACAAAUGAAAACUUGGAAAUGAAACUCAGGCACUUAAUAAACCGGCAAUUAUUUCACAAAAUGUGUUGAA